Messenger RNA from Cinara cedri, 9656 nucleotides. NCBI's taxonomy places the organism in Eukaryota, Metazoa, Arthropoda, Insecta, Hemiptera, Aphididae. The record is from the annotation of a GenBank genome assembly.
AUGUUUGUCGAACGUAAGUAUUUUUACACCGUUAUUUGGUUGCUAUCAGUGAUCUUUUUUCCAACAAUAGUCGGACACGUAUUCUUGGGAUUACCAAUAAGCAAAAAAUUACAGGAUCUCACUUUUAUCAUGCAAAAGAAAAGUUGGCGUUGGAAUCCUAGUGUCACGGACAGCUUAGUGUAUCGAGGGAUGGAUUUCAAAGGAAAUCUGAGUACGUUCGUCGGAUUAGUCGGCAUUCCGUCGGAAAUUAACGAAAGCAAUUUGACAGAAAUUACUACCUCGAUGUAUAUAGUGUUGCGAUGCGAGGGCGCCGAGAUAAUUAGAGCCAUAAUGAACGACACGUUAACGAUGUGGUCAGAUAGUCUCACAGAGGAUCAAAAUAUGAUAACGGAAGACCUAAUCGAAAUCAAUCGGGUGAUACUGAAAACCGUAGAUGUUCUGAUGAAUUUUUCUGAAAUAGCACCGGACGUCUUGCCCCUCAGAGCAAUCACAUUACUGAAAAUGUCACUGAGGUUUAAUUUGUUCAUAAAUAACAUGCUUAAUAGAAUCAAUAACGCAUCACAUAAUUUAAACCCGUUUUUGGAAAAUUUCAAAAUGAUUUUAUUACAAAUGAUCAAUUUAACCGAACGUUUCAUAUUUUUGAACUGUUCGGUGAAACGGUUGAACCGUGGCGAUAGUACAGAAGUACUUAAAAAUACGAAAUGGUGUGAUAAAGAGACAAUUAAAAAUAUAAUAGAUAAAUUUGACGUAUAUUUGAAAGAUACGGGCUUAUCAACAAAGCAUUACUUUAAAUACAACCUCAAUUACAAAAUGUUUUUGAACAAUCAAACUGACCAUAAAGAUUAUGACGAUUUAUCAGCAAUAAAGUUUUUGGAAUUCAACAUGAUCAAAGAUGUAUCGAAUCAACUAAAUCUUUUAUUCAAAAUACAAUGUUUCUAUCCUUCAUUAGAGGAUAUCGAUUUGGAUGAUAUAUUAUCGUAUCAAAAAAAUAUAUUUGAUUUAAUAUAUUUUAUUGUUUACCGAAAAACGUAUACUUAUUUAACCAUACUUAGGAAGGAAAAUAAUUCACAACAAACCAAACAAACAGAAAUAAACGACGAACAGAGUAUUUCGGAAUCACUGGAAUCAAAUAUUAAUUAUUUUAACGAGUUUUAUAUCAAUGGCAAUCAGUUAUUACUAUUUUAUAAACGUCUCUACGCAAGAGCGGUUAGUCUGCAAUUCCCGACGGAAUUUAUUGACCACAUUAUCUUGAUCAGAAGAUUACUAAAAGACAUUAUUUGGGAGGGGAAAAUUACAGAUGUAGAAAAUUUAAAGGGAAAAAUGAAAAUUUAUUCCCAUAAUAUUUCGAAACGUACAUUUUUCCUCCAAAAUAAGAAUAUCGACCUUCAGCUUAUUUUAGAAAACACAAAAAAUUAUGAAUUGCAUACAUUUCUAUGGGUCAUACUAUCCAUGAAAUCUAUCAAGUAUUUCAAUCAAAUUUUUAACUUAGAAGAAUUUAAGGAUCCCGACGAGCUCAGUGAAGCGAUUAUGCAAUAUAAGGAAAGUUUAAAUAUAAUAGAAAUUAAUAUUGACACAAAUAAUCUAACAACUAAAAUGGUAGGUGAAGAAAUUUUAUCAGUGUACAAAUAUUGUUUCAAAAUUCUAUUAGAAAUUGGUAAUCGUCCAAUUUUGAACCACUUUCUCACCCAAGAAAUGUUAAUAGAACGUUUUUAUAAUAUUGAUUUCGCUUUGAACGAUACAAUACAUCAUGAAAAACAAAGAGGGGGCAAUCGCAUAGAUCUUUUACUUUACGCGCGUUAUUAUUUGGAUUCAAUUGUAAAAAAUAUUAAGAACAAAACCGCAAAUAUUUUACCUGAUAAAAUCUAUAGAACAUUAAACUUCAUCACAAACUUGGUAGAUAAAUAUCAAAUGUAUAAUUACCGUUCGCCAAAAUAUCGCAACUCAUUGUAUAUAGAGUUCGACAACAUGUUGUGGUCGAUUGAUAAACUAGAAUAUAAAAGUCCCAUUCAAUUUAAACUCCCGCCGAAUGAUAACCAAGACGAUUGUCCCCCUACGGAUAAUAUGUGCACUGAUAAUUAUAGUGUGCCUCCAUUGUAUUUUGGACUUCUUGGGGCUGGUGCAAUGUAUCCAUACGUUGAUCCAGGCUGCUCCGACGUUUUGGGUAGUAGCUUAAUUUACGGUGAUAAUGAUAGUGAUAAUGAUAACGAUAAUGAUGGUUCUGAUGAUAAUGAUAAUGAUAAUGGUGCAUUAUCUGAUAGUUAUUAUGAGUGUAGUAGUAAUGAUGAUGAUGGUGUUGGAGCCAUUUUCGAAUUAAAUGGAUUCUAAAGAUUAUCUAAAAAAUAAUAUUUAAAACAAUACGUUUCUUACUAUUCUAAAAUUCUUGAUCAUAAUUUUUUAGUAUCACAUUAUACAUAAAUUAUUUAUAUUUAAAAUGUGAAAUAUAAAUUGAGUUUUUCACUUAAAAAAAAAUUAAUUAAGUAAUAAUGUAUACUGUUUUAUAAUUUCCCUCCGUCUUAAUUUUCUAAACAUGUAUUAAAACAUUUUAAAAUUAAAUACAUAUUAUCAUAUUUAAAUUGUUAAGAUCUAUAUAUUUAUUUAAAGACUACUAUAACAUACUAAAACACUUACAUACUUAUAUAUUAUUUCUAAAUAAAACAAUUAUUUAAAAAUUUGUCUUCUUUUUUCCCCUACCUCUCUUCCUAUUUUUAUUAUGAGUUGGGAAUCUAUAUUUAAUAUAUGGGUUGUGAAGAUAGGAUAUGGACGGACAUUUUUAAUUUAUAAGUAUCUGUACUCAACGAUAACCAUUGCUAACGAAAAAACGAUUCUGAGCGGAGAGGGCAGUGUUAUAUUAUUAACAAUAUAUAUACGUCAUACUGUGAUAAAAUAAUUUCAUAUGCAUUAUAUAUUUUUUUCUAUAGUAUUUGUUUAAUAUUAUACUUAUUUUCCCGUGUUUCCUAAGUUUUUCAUGGUCCUUCAAUGUUUAAUCCCGGUUUUUCUCAUUUAUUGGGAAAAAUCCUAAAAAAAUGGCCUUCUUUAUGUACCUCCCCAGUUAGAAUUCUCGGAGUAAAAUUGUUGAUAGUAAAUCGUUCACAGAAAAACUGUAAAUUAAUAAACAUCACUGUAAAACCAAUACAUUCCUCUCUUCAUUCAGAAUCUAAAAUAUUGCCACGACUUCUUUUAUCAGUUUAUCAAUAGUUAAAGAAGAUAAAUUAUUCUUCGUUAUAACAUCCAAACUUUAAAAACAAUUAUAUUCGGUAUUUGAUAAUGAAUCUUUUUAAUUUUAUUCAAAAAUAAAGUAGUAUGUUAAAAUAAAUAUUAAAAUCGAAUAAUACAAUACAUAAAAAAGUGGGGUUUUAAUGAAAAAUUGCAACGAAUUCAAAUUUAUUUGAUUAUAAAGUAAAAUUUAGAGAGUACGAUAAUAUUUUUAUUUUUUUUUUUUUUAUAAAGUAAAAAUUAGUAUAGAUUAAUAAUUUUUUACUAUUUAUCAUUUCUUAUUAAGAGGGAAUUCCCAGGCAACGACCGCGUCCGCCAGCUAUGAUAUAACUGUGGUUUUCCAUUAGACCUGUUCACACAGGCGAUUUGAUCCCCGCGAUCCGCUAGCGGUUUAUAAAUUACCAUUUAUGAAAUUAUCUUUGAAGUGUAAAGACCCUGUAGAAAAGUGUAGAAAAUGAUCGCGCCUAUUGCAUCUUUCUCUUUUCGUAGAACGAUUACGCAUAUGUGAUACAUAUGCUACCGUUAUGGUUUUCACGUCGUUUAAUAAGUCCAUAAUAUAAAUAAAAUUAUAACUGUAAACUUAAAAACUGAAAUUAAAUACAAAGGUCUUACCUCUAAGAUGAUAAUAGACAUGCAUAACUAUUCGGCUACGACAAACAUACUAUACUGAUGACAAUAUUUAGUUAUUUAACAUAAAUUAUAAUAUCCGCAUAUCAGAACUUCUAAAAACUAUAAUUUCAAAACUUUGUUGAUUCGCUCAAUUCUGACUUCGCCAUAAAUCUUAAAUCGUCAAUAUACAUGUGUUCAAAAAAAUAAAAAUUCCACAACAUUUUUUUCAUCAAUAUUUGAUAUUAAAAUUCCCUUAAAAAAAAAAAAAUACUACACUAAACUCAAAUUUUUUUUUCAUCACAAAGUAAGACUCUCAAUGAACUUCCUGUUAAAUUUUGAAGCAUUUCUGUUCAAGUCUAAUAACUUUAACACAAAGUACCUAUUGAAUAAAUAUUACGUACAAAACUCUCAAAAUUAAUAUGUCUAUAAAAACCUUAAAAAUGGCUUAAAUUUAUUGAAAAUUUUACCACGUCUAGAAAAGGCAAAUAAUUGUCCGAAUUUCAAGUCUCUAAAAAUAUUUUUAACUGAAUUACAACAAAUAAUAAAAUUGAAAAAUUAUAAAAGUAUUAUUUUCUUAAAAUUUUCCCCGUUUUUCUUACGUUUUAUCCUGGUUUUUCCCAGAUAUUAUGCAAACUACUUGGAAAAUCAAAAAAUGACCACCUAAUACCAUCUGGACAAUAUUACUUUUCAUAAAUGGUGCCACGUAUACAUAUCUGAGCAAGAUUAAUGGAAGAAUUUUUGUACACAGCAUAAUAACAAGAAAAAAAAAACAAUCUUAGUAAACCAAUACACUCUCGCUACAUUCAGGAUCUAAAAUGUAUUCAAAAUUAUGUCUUCUUUUUUUUUGCAAUUCUUUUACCGUGUAUUUUUGAAAGUAGCUGAGUAAUAUAAGGAUUUUUUUUUAAUCAGAACACUUAGAUAUAAAUAAAGAUUAAAUGCAAUAACCAAGAAGCACGUAUGGAUCGGGAAAUUAUUCGAAAGGACCUGUAUUUUCAAUAAAAUGAUUCUUCGAAAAAAAUAAAUAAGAAAUACAUUUUUAAAAAUAACGUCUUUUUUUUUUUUAGAUUCCGAACGUAGGUUAGAUUAGGUGACAAUAAUAACAAUAUAUAGCUCGUUUACACAUUUCGACAAAGUUCUACUCAUUUAUACACAAUAAUAGAUUUACAAAACCACUACAAAUAAUGUGUAGUAAUUUCACUAGAGAAUAUUUACUUCUCGGUAAAAUGGUCGAGUGUAAAAUUUCACUAGAGAUAAUUUUCCUGAGUAAAAUGUUUCGGACAAUUAUUUUUGGACGGCGAUUGACGUCAUUACGCACGCAAAGAUAUGUGAUAAUGACAAAAAUUCGUGUAACGGAUACACCAUUUCCUCAAUUUGUAAAUUGAUUUUUCUAAAUUUUAAGGGGUGUACAAAUAUUGAAUUUAGGAUUUAAAAGACGUCCUAGGGUAAUAGAAACGGAUACAGCCAUCGUUAUAGGUAAUUUAAUAUAUGCCUAUAAGCAACGAUAAAACGACCCUAGCGAAGUUCAGUUGAUAGUGAUCCUUUGUCAACCAGUAACGUAUCUAGGAUUUUUUCAUAGGGGGGGGACAUAAAGAUAUUUAUAGACAUAUAUUCAUAUUAUUAUAUAGUAGGUAUAUCCAUGUUGUAUUGAGUACAAAAUUUGGUUUCUUAAUUACAAAACAAAGUUCAAUUUUCUCAAGGACAAUGAAAGAAUGUCGAGUACUUCAUCAGGCAUAACUUUUAUAUUAUGUUUGUGUACUGAUAGCAUGUAAAAGCCAUCAAGUAGAUUUUAAAAAAAAAUGAAGGAACAUUAUAAUCAAAAAUUUGUUUAAAAAUUUACCUAACCCGUAAUUCGUGUUCCUUAAAUACGUUUUACUCGUUUGAGUGUUGAAUACGUUCUCUCUGUGGGGUCGCUAUCAAAACGGGUAAUGUGCAUAAAAUUCUCAUCAAAUCAUCAACUCAUAAUUAUCAAAAUAUUGUUUUAAGUAAAAAAAAAUUAUAAUAACCUCCGGGAAGGAUAGGAACUCCAUAUCCCCCCAUAGAUACGCCACUGUUGUCAACUAUAUGUAAUAUAUAUAUAUAUAUAUUAAAGUAUAGUAAAACGAUUAAAUAUUUUCUUUGAUAAUAUUUGUUUAAUAUUGUACAGAUUUUCCCGUUUUUCCUAAAUUUUUUCUGCUUUUUACCAUUGGUUGAGGAAAAUCCUGGGGAAAUCAAAAAAUGACAUCUUUAAAAUACUUUUCCAGACAAAUUUCCUUUCGGGAAAAGUUCUAUCAUUGUAAAUUAGAGAUAAAUUAUUGCUGGUAGGAAAGUUAUACACAGAAAAAUAAAAUCGUAAUAUUUUAGUAAUAUAUUUCGUAUAUUUUCCUGUUGUUUUCGGUUUUUCACAUUUUAUGAGAAAAUUCUUAAGAAAAUCGAAAAAUUACUUCCUUAAAGUACCUCCUUACAUAGAUUUUCUUUCCUGGAAGGUGGAUUAGAAAUCGGAACAAGAUUUUUGGUAAAAAAGUUGCGCGCAGAUAAAAAAAACAUCUUUGUAAAACCAUAAGUUUCUGCAAUUCACUCAGAAUCUAAAAAUGAUCACAAAUGAAAUUGAAAUCGAUACUAUAUUGUUUAACGUCGAUAUUUACUUUGGUAGUAAACGUAUCUAGGGUAACGUAUCUAUAAAAAAAUCCGAAUUUCGCACGAAAACUCUUAAACCAUAAUAUUAUACUUUAAAAAAAAUACUAUACGCAUAAUGUAUGAUGAAAUAUGCAAGUAUUUUAUGUAAUUCCAAAUUAAUUUAAUUUAUUAAGUUUUUUUUAUUAUUUGUUAUGUGGUCCAAACGAUUCGAUUUGUGUACUUAUGUUUAGUGUUUACUUUUGUGGGUAAAACACGAUUCUGCAUAUUCAUUGUUCGAUAUUACAUUUUGUUCGACCUUUUUUUCUACCCAAUCUCGUAUUGUAUUCGAACGCGACGUUGCCAGACAUGGAAUACGAUUCCGCACGUUUUUUUCUUGUAACACCAUUCCGUGAUUUAUGUAUUUAUUUACCUCUUUACCAUGACAUAUUAAGUUCAAUUAAUUAAUUAAAAACAAGAUAAGUUGGGUCUUUUGAUAAAGACAACGAUAGACAUUAAAUUGUCCAAAUCUAUAUGAUUUAAUUAAUAUUUGUUAUGAUAAUGGUACCUAAGGUUAUAACGAUAAUCUCAUAAUGACGGGAUUAUUUUGAUAAAUGACCACCCACAAUAACUGUUGGUAAAUACAUAGAUAUUAAAGAAUAUCUUUAAUAUUUUUAAUAUCUAUGGGUGAAUACGAGUAUACCAGUAUAGUCGUCUAGUCAAAAUUGUUAAAACGCCGCGCGUGGAUACAGUUCAAUAAGAAGUUGUAUUAAUUUCGAGCAAUAUUCUAUACUUUAUAUUUUACGGUGUUAAAAUUUAUAAGUUAGGAAUGGAGAAUCAAUCAGAGAUAAUAAAAUAUAAGGAGGGCAACGUAUACAAAACGUUAUAUAACAUCUUAAUAAUUAUAAAAUACAUAAAAAUAUUAUAAAAUAUCUAACUUCUAUUGGCUUUAUGUAACAAGGGAAAAAUUAUAUUAAAUUGUACAUUACUUUACACCAUAUUUAUUUUUUGUAAUGACGGCUCACUAUUCACUAAUCACUAGUUCUAUAUGAAUUAACUAUUUUUAUUUAAAAUUUUUUUUUUUCGUAAUAAAUAUAGAAUCACACUGUUUAUGAUAAAUUUGACAGUGUUGCACUCAAUUUCUAUUGUUUCAAUGAACAAUAGAGCGUGCGGAAUCGUAUUCCUCCCACUUUUUGCAUAUACCGUAUUUGUGUAGGCACACCUACUACAUAUUUUGUUCUAAUGUAUCUCACACACAAGUGUGCGUUUUAUUCAAUUAUUUUAUAAUAAUAUUCUAAAUUUUCGUUAAAACAUUAAUUUCGAUUAUUGCUUUCGCAUAACUUAUAUUCAAUGCCCCUUUAAAAUUUGUUAACGGUAUAGGUUACAAAGUUGUAUUUGUACGUAUUGUAAUAAUUUAACAUGAAUUUUGAACCUUUAAGUAAAAAUCCAAGUCAAAACUUUUUAUAUGCAACAUUUUAACAAUUGUAUGAUUUAUUUCUUUUUUUUAAAAUCGCUAAUUCAACAAUAGAUAUUUUUCUACGUGAUGAAUAAUCGAUCAGGAUUAUAAAUGGAGGUGUAAGUAAUCGGAUUUGAAACAGACAAAAGCUGCAAAUUUCAUACGGUAUACAGUAUAAAUAAUAAAUAAAAUAAUGUAGUAUAGAAUAUAAUUUGUAAUAUUUGCAAACCUCUUGUAAGCUAAAAGCUUGUGAUGAAGGAUUACCAAAAGUUUUCAUUAAAUACUAAGUACAUAAACAUCAAUAAUGAUGGGUACACAUAUUCAUUAUUUGUGUAUUUUGGUCUAUUCAAUAAGAAUUUGAUUAGGCGAUUUACAGUUGCUUUUAAUGUAUUGAUAUAUGAAUCAUAUGCCUAACACCAUACAAUUAUUCCGUAAUUCAAUGUUAAUUGAACAAGUGAUAUGUAUAAAAGCCUUUUUAUUUGGAUAUUAAAUAUAUUUUUAACAUAAUCAAAGAUAUGAAAUAAUUUACGUACAAUAUCGGUUAGACAAUUUAAAUGGUGAUCCCAUUAUACCAAGAUACUGAAUUGUGUUUAUAUGUUGCAAGGCAAUAGAAAUUUUAUCAGAUAAAUUAUUAUGAAUGCUUGAUGAACUAAUGGGUAAUUUAUACAAAUGAUCAAUUAUUUCAAGGUUUAUGUUAAAAUAAAUAUUUUUUGAUUUGUCUAGAUUUAUUUUUAAUAGAUUAUUAUAAAACCAAGAUUUAACUUUAUUUAUAAUGAUAUUUGAGUAAAAACGGGGAAUCUACUAAUUUGUCUUGAAUCAAAAUAGCCGUAUCAUCAGCAUAACAUAUAGUAUUCGCAUUAAUAUCAAGAUUCAAAAAAUAAUUUUUAUUUUUAUAAUUUUUUUAUAUAAUUUUAUGAUAUAGAGGAUAGGUCCUAGAACAGUACCUUUUCCCACAUUUUACCUCUGAAAGAGAACAUAAACAAUUAUUAACUUUAACUAUUUGCAUUUUAUUUGUUAGUCAUGAACUUAAUAUAUCGUAUAUUUUGUCUCUUAAACAUCUAUAAUUUAAUUUUUUUAGAAGUGCUACGUUAUUUAUACAGUCAAAUGUUUUUUUGGUAUCUACGAAUAUUCUUAAGACUUUGUUACUACUGUCCAGGUCUGUAUGAAUAAAUUUGUUAAUUAAAAAUAAAGCAUCUUCGUUAGACCUACCUUUUAUAAACCAAAUUGGUUUUUAAAAAAAAAAUUUAAUAUUUUAAAAAUUGCAUUGUUCUAUAUUUUAGAUAUUUUUCAAAAAUUUAUUUUUUUUUAAACGAGAACAUACAUACAUUUAAUGUAAAUUGUUAAUCAAAUUAUUUUUCUGUAAAUUUUGACGUAAUGAAAUCGAAAUUUGAACGUUUCAGAAGUUUCAUAGUUAUUUUACUUUAAAAUAUCAAGGAAAACUUGUUAAAAGAGGUUUGCACACCGACCGUUUCAUGGGAGUUGUGUAUAGACAAUUUCUUGUUUGAUUACUGUAACUCAACUGCGCCGUUGUAGUAUUGUGUCCACAGCUGGCCACCACCACUAUAGGUAUCUGAUAUUUACACAUUAUUCUUAUUAACGUGAUAAUAAGAACGUUUCAUUUUUUAUCGUUCGAUAUAAGUAUAUACACAAAUUGUUUUUCCCUGUUUUCAUGUUAUGUAAGAAAAUAAAGUAAAUAUUUCGAAUUAUUUUAACGAAAAACGGAAAUAAUAUUUGUGUUUUUUUAAUAGAUGUAGACAUGAAUGAUGAUAUGGAUGAUGGAUAUGUGUGA